Pseudophryne corroboree (corroboree frog) is the source of this 552-nucleotide messenger RNA. Its product is annotated as gamma-crystallin 1-like. The coding region runs from base 1 to 552 and encodes 183 amino acids. Lineage: Eukaryota; Metazoa; Chordata; Amphibia; Anura; Myobatrachidae. Gene Ontology annotation, biological process: lens development in camera-type eye; visual perception. The record is from RefSeq and is a predicted model, not a curated record. Gene Ontology annotation, molecular function: structural constituent of eye lens. The transcript is spliced from 3 exons.
AUGGGGAAGAUCAUCUUUUACGAGGACAAAAACUUUCAGGGCCGCUCAUACGAGUGCAACUGUGACUCUGCCGACUUGCACUCCUUCUUCAGCCGCUGCAAUUCCAUCCGCGUGGAGAACGGAAAUUGGAUGAUCUAUGAGCACCCCAACUACAAGGGGCACCAGUACUUCCUGAAGAAAGGGGAAUACCCUGACUUCCAGCAGUGGCUGGGUUUCAAUGACUCCAUCAGGUCUUGCCGUUUGACCCCACAAGUAGGAUCUCUUUCUGCUAUAUCACACCGUGGCACCUUCAGAAUCAGGGUUUAUGAGAAGGAAAAUUUUGGAGGCCAUAUGAUGGAAUUCACAGAGGAUUGUCCACACGUCUACGAGCAGUUCCGUUAUAAUGACAUUCAUUCCUGCAGCAUCCCUGAAGGCCAAUGGAUAUUUUAUGAAGAGCUCAACUACAGAGGGCGCCAAUACUACCUGAAACCUGGCGAGUACAGGAGAUAUUCCGAUUGGGGUGCAAGCAGCCCCAGAGUGGGCUCCUUCAGAAGAGUUUUGGAUUUAUUUUGA